This is a messenger RNA of Pleuronectes platessa (European plaice), 3141 nucleotides long. RefSeq names its product fibrinogen-like 2a (gene fgl2a). The coding region runs from base 290 to 1801 and encodes 503 amino acids. Lineage: Eukaryota; Metazoa; Chordata; Actinopteri; Pleuronectiformes; Pleuronectidae. The record is from RefSeq and is a predicted model, not a curated record. The transcript is spliced from 6 exons.
CUCCCUCACUCGUCCUGAUAUUAAUGACACAGCUAUCUGAGGCAGCAGCAGUUCCCCUGCGCUCUCUCUCCCUCCUGCAGGCUGCGCUUAUACACACACACAAUCUUAAACCAAUAGGAUUCUGGACACACAUUGACAUACUCCAUACCUACAGAUAAUCUGCACACACACACAUGCAAACACACACUAUUUUAGACAUACUUGCACUCGCUGGAGUUUAUUUCAGAGGCAGUUGCAGACACUUUCACUUUACACUUAUUUCUCCUCUCCAAAUCUGAAGCAGAAAAAAAUGAGGACAACUGUGCUUUGCGUUUGUGCCAGCCUCCUGCUCACGGCAACCAUGGUGCCGCUCAUCAUCCAGGCAGCGGAUAUCCCCGUCAACUCACACCAGAGAUGGGACGCGAAAGGACCUUUCACUUUGGGAUCUGACUCCGGCACCCCCACCUCCUGCCCCAUGAAGCUGAGACCCUCUGGCCAGUGCGGGAGCUCCGGAGCCGGGGGGGAGGAGGGCGAGGACUGCCCAUACCAGCUCACCUUGCCCCCUCUCACCAUCCAGCUGCCCAAGCAGUUCCGGCUGCUGGAGAAGACAAUGAAGGAGCUGCAGAGCUUGAAGGAGGUGGUAAACAAGCUGAAGAGCGGGUGCCAGGAGUGCCGCGGAGCACGGGGCAGCGGGGCGUCAGGACACCAGCAGGCUGAUCAAGGGAAGAAGGAUGCUGGGGAAGAUGGGAGACUGGACCUGACGGGACAGGAGGUGAUAGGUGGGACGAGUCAAGAGGAGAGGGGAGAUGGGAUGGUGCCUGGAGCUACUGUGGAUGGUGCCGGACUGGGACAAGGUUCUGUUUUUUGGAAAAUUACACCAAGCCCGAGCUCAAUGCAGGAGAUGCAGGUGAAGCUGAACAGGAUGUCGGCCAGCCUGCGCAACGCCCGGGGCCAGAUCUCGGCCCUGCAGGGUCGCAUGGAGGGAAUCAACCUGCUCAACAUGGACAACGUGAAGGCGAUGGUGGACGGACGGGUGCAGAACAUCACUGGGGUGAUCGACAAGCUCAGCUCCACCUGCACCACCGGGUGUCCUUCGCAUAAUACCCCUGCGUCAGUCAUCUUAGCCCCUCGGGACUGUUCAGACUACAACAUUCUGGAGACGAGGAAGAACGCCGUAUAUCGUGUAACCCCUGAUCCCCGCAACGGGACCUUUGACGUGUACUGCGACAUGGAGUCCUUCGGAGGUGGAUGGACUGUGAUACAGCAGCGGCUCAAUGGGUCUGUGAGCUUCAACCGCACCUGGGCUGAGUACAAGAAGGGCUUCGGCAACCUCAGAGGUGAGUUCUGGUUGGGCAAUGACUACAUGCACCUGCUGACGAAAGCCAAAGAUAUGAUUCUGCGUAUCGAGCUGGAAGACUUUGAGGGUGUGCGGGAAUACGCAAAGUUUGACCAGUUCUACGUGGCCAAUGAAUUCCUCCGCUACCGGCUGUCUAUCAGUGGAUACAGUGGGACUGCCGGAAACGCCAUCAGCUUAAACAAGCACUUCAACCACGACCAGAAGUUCUUCUCCACGCCCGACCGUGACAACGACAUGUACCCCUCCGGGAACUGCGGCGCCUACUACAGCUCCGGCUGGUGGUUCGACGCCUGCAUGUCCGCCAACCUCAACGGGAAGUACUACCACAAGCGGUACAAGGGGGUGAGGAACGGCAUCUUCUGGGGGACGUGGCACAACAUGUCGACGGAGUACUACCCCACCAACUACAGGCAGGCCUUCAAAACGGUCAAGAUGAUGAUACGGCCAAAGAACUACGCUCCUUAAGAGGACCAGGUUCUGUUGUGCCGCCUCCCCCAGCUAUAAAAACCCCGGCCUGGACACAGCGCAGCACAGAGUCACAGUAAAAACUAAUGAGCUAUCAUUUUUUCUCCACUCCAAAUGGUUUCAUAAUUAACAGCAGCCACUCGGGUGAGGUAUACGAGGGCUGAUGAUACAGUUUUGAGUGGCUCCGAAAUUAUUCAUGCUGGGGUCAGAGCCAAACUGUUAAAAAUAAAAGAAAAACACCAGCAGUGAAGAAGUUAAUAGCUUCUGUGACGUUUAUUUAAUUACACUGGGACACUUCUCUAAUGUAUCGCCAUUCAAUUCAGUAUGAAGCAUCCCAGUAUAAAAAAUGUAGCCUGAGAUAAAUUUCUAUUGGGUCAUUCCCCAGUACGUUCUGCAUGAUGGAUGUUUAAGUAAAUUUUGCUCGACAACAGCCACAGAGCAGGACACUGCUGCAAGAGGGGGGGGGGAAACUGUAAUUGUUUUUCCACCCAUUGUUCUGGGUGCAUUGAACUACUGCACAUCUCUUGAUGCCAUUCACCAGUUUUCAUGUAUUAAAAAAAGAAAAGACAAAAAAAAAAAAUCCUCCCUGAAUCACCACUUGUACAAUACUGCUACCUAGUGUUAGAAAAGUGUAAAGCAUCAUUUAAUCAAUUUUAUACACACUGUGAAUGGGGGGGGGGGGGGGGGGGGGGGGGGGAGGAUGUGUGGGGGGUAAGAAGAGAUGUUCAAGGAUGUGUACAGUAUUUAUUUUAUUUUGUGAGGUUAUGAUAGCUUUUAUAAUAUAGGUCAUAAAGUCUAAUGAAUGUUGACAUUGGAGCAGUGAUGAAGACUGUGCAUUGUUGUGACCAUUCAUCAUCGUAAAUAGCGUGUGUACUUGGAGCUUUGUUUUUGUACAAAUUUGAUCUUUUCUAUCAUUCAUAUUCAACCGUCAUGCCAAAAAAAAAAAAUAUGCACUUUUUAUAUCCAAAAAAUGAAUAAAGUCACACCUACAAGGUUGUGUACAUUUGCAGUUUUAAAUAACAAUGACGCCUAUUGCCUACUUUCAAAGCAUCUCCUGUAUUGAAAUCACCUUUCAAUAAACGUAUGCAAACGUGUGCACAAGUUUAGCAUGAGGAGAAACUCUGGAGUGUCUGGCUUCUUGUAUCCAGGACGCAUAAAGGCUGCCCAUGGAGGGACGAGGUGCUGCAUGCACAUCACAAAUGGGUCAACGAGGUCAAAAGAAUGAGUUCAUACUAACUGCACAUAAGAUACAAAUGUGGGCCGGUUCAGUUAAUGUCUGUACACUGUAUGUGAUGAUCAAUUUAAUAAAAAAAGUGCUCAAUUCCUGCAAUUACAUCAAA